Messenger RNA from Callorhinus ursinus (northern fur seal), 978 nucleotides. Lineage: Eukaryota; Metazoa; Chordata; Mammalia; Carnivora; Otariidae. The record is from RefSeq and is a predicted model, not a curated record.
AUGCCGGCGCGCGCUCUGCUCCUGGCCGCGCUGGCCGCGCUGACGCUGGCCCGAGAGCCCCCGGCGGCGCCGUGUCCCGCGCGCUGCGACGUGUCGCGGUGCCCGAGCCCCCGCUGCCCCGGCGGCUACGUGCCCGACCUCUGCAACUGCUGCCUGGUGUGCGCCGCCAGCGAGGGCGAGCCGUGCGGCCGCCCCCUCGACUCGCCGUGCGGGGAGAGCCUGGAGUGCGCGCGCGGGGUGUGCCGCUGCCGCUGGGAGCACGCUGUGUGCGGCACCGACGGGCACACCUACGCCAACGUGUGCGCGCUGCAGGCGGCCAGCCGGCGCGCGCUGGAGCUCUCGGGGACACCCGUGCGCCAGCUGCAGAAGGGCGCCUGCCCAUCGGGUCUCCACCAGCUGACCAGCCCGCGGUACAAGUUCAACUUCAUCGCGGACGUGGUGGAGAAGAUCGCGCCGGCCGUGGUCCACAUAGAGCUCUUCCUGAGCCCGGGGCUAGGACCGGUGCUCAGCGCUCAGGGCUGCAGCGCGGGGCUGGGGCCAGAGGGGCCCACAGCGGAUGUGCGCCUGCGCAGAGCCUGGACUCCCGUGGGCAGAGAGCCCAGCGCACGGCAGCCGGGAGCUUUUACUCUAGACGGGAAGGCGGGCUGCAGGAGCCACCUUGUAUCCCACUGGAAGAAGCGAUUCAUUGGCAUACGGAUGCGGACCAUCACACUGAGUUUGGUAGAAGAACUAAAGGCCAGCAACCCAGACUUCCCAUCGGUCAGCAGUGGGAUUUAUGUGCAAGAGGUUGUUCCAAACUCACCUUCUCAGAGAGGGGGCAUUCAAGAUGGCGACAUCAUCGUCAAGGUCAACGGGCGCCCUCUGGUGGACUCAAGCGAGCUGCAGGAGGCCAUCCUGACGGAGUCCCCUCUGCUGCUGGAGGUGCGGCGGGGGAAUGAUGACCUCCUGUUCAGCAUCGCGCCCGAGGUGGUCCUGUGA